Messenger RNA from Solea senegalensis (Senegalese sole), 682 nucleotides. It is a transcript of the gene crygs2, whose product is annotated as crystallin, gamma S2. Gene Ontology annotation, molecular function: structural constituent of eye lens. Bases 93 to 617 code for a protein of 174 amino acids. Lineage: Eukaryota; Metazoa; Chordata; Actinopteri; Pleuronectiformes; Soleidae. The transcript is spliced from 3 exons. Gene Ontology annotation, biological process: lens development in camera-type eye; visual perception. The record is from RefSeq and is a predicted model, not a curated record.
UCGGUAAAAGGCCGUGGCCACACCGAGACCCCAAGAAGACGACCACCAUCUUCAUCUUCAUCAUCAUCAUCGUCAAGUUUACUGGAUCCAAGAUGGGCAGGAUCGUCUUCUACGAGGACAAGAACUUCCAGGGCCGGCGCUAUGAGUGCGACAGCGACUGCUCCGACUUCCACUCGUACCUGAGCCGCUGCAACUCCAUCCGGGUGGAGAGCGGGGCCUGGGUGGUGUACGAGAGGCCCAACUUCAUGGGCUACCAGUAUGUCCUGACCAGGGGAGAGUACCCGGACUACCAGCGCUGGAUGGGCCUCAAUGACCGCAUCAGCUCCUGCAAGAUCAUCCACUUUACCAGCGGGACCUCGUACAAGAUGCAGCUCUAUGAGAAGUCGGACUUUGGUGGUCAGGCGUUCGAGGCCACAGACGACUGUCCCUCUCUUCUGGAGAAGUUCCGCUGGAGGGAGGUCAACUCCUGCAAGGUGUUCGACGGCUGCUGGGUCUUCUACGAGAACCCCAACUACCGUGGACGCCAGUACUUCCUGGAGAAGGGGGAGUACCGCAAGCCUGGCGACUGGGGUGCAGUCAGCGCCACGGUCCAGUCCUUCAAGCGCUUCUCUGAGUGACCCAAACCCCCAAAAAACCAAAAGCACUAAUCUGAGGUCUCACAAAUAAAAACCUGUCCAGAAAA